Scophthalmus maximus (turbot) is the source of this 4183-nucleotide messenger RNA. RefSeq names its product sema domain, immunoglobulin domain (Ig), transmembrane domain (TM) and short cytoplasmic domain, (semaphorin) 4Ba (gene sema4ba). Lineage: Eukaryota; Metazoa; Chordata; Actinopteri; Pleuronectiformes; Scophthalmidae. Gene Ontology annotation, molecular function: semaphorin receptor binding; chemorepellent activity. Bases 467 to 2980 code for a protein of 837 amino acids. The transcript is spliced from 16 exons. Gene Ontology annotation, biological process: negative chemotaxis; neural crest cell migration; negative regulation of axon extension involved in axon guidance. The record is from RefSeq and is a predicted model, not a curated record.
GAUGGGAGGAGCUCCAGUGUGUGCAGUGGCCAGAGGCAGGCUGUAGUACGACUCUGUGUCAGAGGGAGGGAGAGCGUGGACCUGCGGACCCAGAGCUGUCAUCUGCUAGACCUUUAAACUCCUGUUAUCUGAGGGAAGUUUUAGUGUCACGGCUGAGUGGGACACAGUAUCUGAGGUGAGACGCUGCCGUGCGGUGUAUUCAUGGAGGCAGAUCGGUGGAGGCUGUCCGUCUUGUUCUGAGGUCACAGAUCGUCUUUUCCAACCAGCCUCCUCGUCUGCAGCCCCGAAGGAGUGCCCUGAAUUCACGACGCCGCAUAGGCCUUCCAUUCAAGGAGCCCGAAGCUGCAGCUAGACAGAGAGGGGGAGAGAAAAAUAAACACAGGUUAAAAAAAGAAGCUCCUUAUGAAUUCCCCAAAACCCUGAAAGGCAAAUACUGCAAGUUGGCUGGCGGCCUUUUGAGGAGGCAAUGAGGUGGACAAUGGGUAUGGCUUGGCUCUGUCUCCCAGCCUACACUGUCCUGCUUGUUGGUUGCUUUCACGCAGCUGUCACAGAAAAGGAUGUCACUCCACGCCUCACCUUCUCCCACAAUGCGAAGGAGAGGACAACCAGGAGUUUCUCGGUCGGCGGGGUCAACAACUUCACCUCUCUCCUCCUCAGCAAAGAAGAUGACACGCUGUACGUUGGCGCGCGGGAGAUUCUCUUUGCUCUCAACCUCUCUGAUAUCAGCGCCGUCAAGCUGCAAAGAAAUCUCACGUGGAAAACUCCAGAGAGGAAGAGAGACGAGUGCAGUUUCAAAGGCAAAGACCUGCAAACGGAUUGCUUCAACUACAUCAAGAUUUUACUGCGUAUGAACAGCACUCAUCUGUACGUUUGUGGGACUUAUGCCUUCAGCCCCAUCUGUGCCUACAUAAAUUCCGCCGACUUCUCCCUCGUCAAGAGUGAAACCGGUGAGAUCGUUGCAGAGGAUGGACGAAGCCGCUGCCCGUUCAACCCUGAAUACAAGUCCACUGCCAUCAUGGCUGAUGGCGAGCUGUAUGCCGGCACAGUUAGUAAUUUCCAAGGAAAUGAGCCCAUCAUUUACAAGAGUCUAAGCCAAGGAACAGCUCUAAAAACAGAAAACUCACUCAACUGGCUUCAAGACCCGGCCUUUGUUGGUUCCGCCUACAUUCAGGAGAGCCUGCCCAAGGGCAACCCAGUGGGCAACGAUGAUAAGAUUUACUUCUUCUUCAGUGAAGCAGGGAAGGAGUUUGAUUUCUUUGACAACACCAUUGUGUCACGCAUCGCUCGCGUGUGUAAGGGUGACACCGGAGGUGAGAGGGUUCUGCAGAAGAAAUGGACGACUUUCCUGAAGGCUCAACUCUUGUGCUCGCUUCCCGACGAUGGUUUCCCCUUCAACAUAAUCCAAGACAUGUUCGUGUUGACGCCCAGUCCUGAGGACUGGAAGAACACUGUGUUUUAUGGAGUCUUCACUUCUCAGUGGUACAAGGGAGCGUCAGGAAGUUCUGCAGUGUGUUCCUUCACGAUGGACCAGGUGGAAAAAGCCUUCAACGGGCGAUAUCGAGAGGUCAACAGAGAGACCCAGCAGUGGUACACGUACAACCAUCCCGUCCCUGAUCCUCGGCCUGGAGCGUGCAUCACAAAUGCAGCCAGACAGCAGGGCAUCUCCUCGUCGCUGCACAUGCCGGACAAGGUGCUGAAUUUCGUCAAAGACCACUUCCUGAUGGACAGCGUGGUCCGCAGCCAGCCCCUCCUGCUGAAACGCAACGUUCGCUACACCCAGAUCGCUGUCCAUCGAGUCCUGGUGGCGCACAAGGCCUAUAACGUGCUCUUCAUUGGCACAGACGACGGAAGGCUUCACAAAGCCAUCAACGUCAACAACAAGAUGCACAUCAUCGAGGAGAUGGUGCUCUUCAGCAGUUCCCAACCAGUGCAGCACAUUGAGCUGGAUACUGAAAAGGGUCGGCUUUAUGUUUCCUCUUUCUCUGAGCUGGUGGAGGUCCCAGUCGCUAACUGCACUAAUUAUCAGAGCUGCGGGGAGUGCAUCCUGUCCAGGGAUCCUUACUGUGCCUGGAACGGGAGGCAGUGUCUGGAUGUCAGACGGCCUUCGACAAGAAGUGUCUGGCAGCAGGAUGUAGAUGAGGCAGACACAUCAGCUAUUUGCAACAAGACAGUGCCAAGCCCACGUUUUGCUAAACCUCCACCUUCACGAAUGUCUUCAUGCCAGGUGAUCAUCAUCCCAGCCAACACAUUCAAAGUACUGCCUUGCAGACUGCGCUCUAAUCUGUCUGAAAGGAGGUGGGAGUUCAGUGAGAGUGCGGGUCACUUCCGUUACCCGAGCCCAGAGGGAGGGCUGGUGGUGGUAGCUCAAGCAGACAGGCAGGAAACCUACGAGUGCUGGUCAGUGGAGGAAGGCUUCAGGCAGCUGCUGGCAAACUACUGUGUGAGGGGCGAGGCCAAGCAGGAGAGCACCACGCUGACAGGCCGAUCCCGCACGCCACAGAUCUCCCAGGAGGAGUUUAUCAUCCUGCCGGGGAAGGCCCGCUCGCCACAGAUGGACACCAAGACCUACUGGAAUGAGCUGAUCGUGGUCUGUGCCCUGCUGGUGUUCUCCCUGGUGGUCUUCUCUCUCUUUGUGAUUUACAGGAACCGCAACCACAUGAAGUCCAUGCUCAAGGAGGGCGAGUGCGCCAACAUGCAGCAGAAGAUGCCCCGGAUAGCCGGGAAGCCGGCUGAGAACUUGCCGCUCAACGGCAACACAGUCACAGCGUCGGCGUCCGAUCACAAGGGCUACCAGACCCUUAACGACAACUACAUCUGCAGCACUCCACCGCACGAGUGCUCGUCGCCCGACAACAGCAAGAGCUUCUCCGAGUCGGAGAAGAGGCCUCUGAACUUGAAGGAGAGCCACGUAGAGAUUUCUCCCACAUGCCCACGGCCGCGAGUCAGACUGGGCUCUGAGAUUAAAGACUCCAUCGUGUGAGCUUCACAUUAUGUGGAGGGACUCAUUUUAAACUCAUGACUCAUUGGAAAAGGAAAGAGUGCACUUGCUGAGAAGACCCUACAAGAGGGAAAACUUUUGAAUAUCAGACUCUUCGUGGAGAGACAUUUCAUUACACAGAUUUUGCACUUUGCCUUUUUUUUAUGUUCUGUCCCUAUGGCCCAUGUACAUUUCAUUGUAUUUUUUUCUCACUCACAUUUUCAAGUGCAUUCAAAAGCAAGCUGUUUCGCUGUUUUGCUGUCAGACUUUCUACGUAUGGCUCACGGGAAUGUAACAAGCGUAUCCAGGCGGCGUCACGACCACAAUUCAUUGACUGAAUUUCAUAGCAUUGCCACUCAGUCCGUCCAUAUAACCUAGAGGUGAUGCCUUGGAAGGCGGAGUGACGUUCGGAUAUGUUCCCACUAACAGCCGAUACAGUGUUUUUCUUUUCUUUUUUUUACUUAUUUCAUUCUGUCAUCUGGUGAGAGCCGACCCUUUGCUGAGGCUAUGCACUAUGUACUGUAGGGUAGCAAGUUAAACACUCACACCAGAAUACACACUAAAAAGUCAGUGGUCAGCACGAAAGAAAAAAAGGUGACCCGUCACUAUCGUACGUUCCCUGUGUAUUCACACAAGUAUAUUCAUUAUUUAGGCUGAAAUAUAACACGGCAACAGACGAAGCAUUCGGUGGGAAGAAGAGUCGUGCUGAGAGAUACAAAGUGAAAAAAAUCACGUUGCAGAAAAUCUCACCAUCUCAAUCAUUACACACCUAAAAGAUUAUGAUACAGUCCCAAAUGACAUAAAUAUGCUUUUUUUUAAGUAUUCGUAUUACUAGUGGAUAUAAAUAUUCCCUUUGUGGAAGACUGAUUUUCAACAGGGUUUUUUCUUUCACCAAAUGUGAUAAAAAAAAGAAAGAAAAGAAAAAAGCUCAUUCCAGGUAUUAUCGUGCUGUUCUUCAUGAGAUAGGCAGUCUAUGCAAAGCAAACAAUGUGAAGUGGGGUAAACACCGAGGAAACCUCACCUCGAGACUGAGUAAGCACAAAGGUGUUGGCACUGUUAAUGAUUUUAUGAUCAGUGGCACUGCAAACACACACACCCCCACACAAACUCACUCCCAUUACAGCCACCGUAACGUAUGCAAGAGCUUUUAGCCAUUUUGCUGCAUUUCAGGAAGAAGAUAAUAAAACUCUGACAUGCUGGCGUCAC